AUGUAAGUCUGAUUAAUCGCCUUUUUUUACUCACCCCAAAAAAAACAAAAAAAAAUUGUUUAGUGCUGUAAUUAGUUGUGUUAUCGGUUUUAUUUAUCUGCUGAGGAAGAGGGACAUGCCGGAAUCUGAGGGCGGAACUCCGACGGCGUCGGCGCCGGCGACUCCGGGCACGCCGACUCCGCUAUUCACCUCCCUCCGGGUGGAUUCGCUGUCUUACGAUCGGAAGUCGAUGCCCCGGUGCAAGUGCUUGCCUUUCGACGCCCCGACUUUUGGGACGCCUCACUCUUGUCUCCUCACCGACUUCCCCGCCCCGGACGUCUCCCUCUCCCGUAAGGAGCAUCGUGCGAUGAAUGGAGUGUGGGUUUUACACACCACCAAGGUAGAGAGAGAAUAGAGGAAUUUUACACAAGAAUACCACCGGGAAAAUCCAAGGGGUCUUGGUGAGUGCGGGUGAGUAUAGAGAGUAACUGGUUUUAGUUACUCGGAAAAAUACAUCCAGCCAUAGGAUGUGGAAAGAUCUGUUUAUGAGUGUCUGAAAUUUAGUCUUGUAAACAGGGGAGAGUUUUUUGUAUAUUGUCCUGAAAUAGUGGAAAUAUAAUUUUUUUCUCUCAUAUUUUCUUCUUGUGUUUGUUCUUGUUAAAUAUAUUCUUACUAUAUUU
This is a messenger RNA of Cuscuta campestris, 659 nucleotides long. Lineage: Eukaryota; Viridiplantae; Streptophyta; Magnoliopsida; Solanales; Convolvulaceae. The record is from the annotation of a GenBank genome assembly.